UGUCCAUGUUCUGCUUGCUAGCAGUUUGCUGGCGGCAACUGAUAAGCCCACAGGUACAUACCUGUCAGCAUGUAAAAUGAUAAGGCAAGGGACCUGGACAACACGUCCGGAUUGGCGCGUGUGAAGGUGCCAACACGGAACCUAAAGCUACUGCGGCAGCGGCUUGAGCAUGGAUACCGCACCUCAUACCUAGCCCUUACCUUACAUGCCUGUGAAAUUGAGGACAAGGCUGCCUUGAGGUGGCUAUUUCAUCAGCUUGUUGCGCAGAGUAAAAUAUUUAUUAACCUUGACAGAAGUGGAGGAGGGAGUAAUUGCCUAGGUUGAGCCCAUCAAAGGUUGGAAGUCUGGUCACUGACUCACUCUGGGCCAAGCAACCAAGCAACCAUCGACUCAAUCAUGUUCAAAUCAUGGUAUGACCAUCACGACGAAAAGAUCCAGUUCUGGCUCGAGUUCCAGACCGUCCACGACGGCCUCGACGCCGACCAGAACCAGACCUCCUCGUCCCCCGCGGCCACCUUCACGCUCUUUGGCGCUCUUCCCGCCGAGCUCCGACUCAAAAUUUGGGAGAACCUCAUCCAGCCGCGCGUCAUCUUAGCCGCCUGCUUCGACUCUCGCUUCCAAGACGAGAAGCGGGCGCAACUGGCCCAGCGGCCCAAGAAGCGCUCGGUGCCCGUGCUGCUCCACGUGAACCGCGAGUCGCGCAUGCUCGCCCUCCGCCACUACGAGCCAGCCUUCUCAUGGAAGCUCCCGACGCGGCUCGCGGGCCCGGAGACGGGCGUGCUGCGGUCCAGCAGCGAGGCGCGCGUGUGGUUCAACUUUGGCCUCGACGCGCUGCUGCUGCUGGGCGAGCUCGAGCCCUACGACCAGUACGGCUUCAACGCACCUAUGGUCUACUUUUUGCGCAAGGACGACACGCGGCGCGUCCGCCAUGUCGCCUGCGCCUUUGAGGAGCUGCACCUGAGCCUCUACGAGUCGGACCAGGUCUUUGGCUCCCUCUUUCACAUCAUCGACAUGUUCCCCGCCGCCAAACAGCUUCUCAUCACGAGCACGCCCCGGGAUGCCGAGGUGCGCCACUUGGCGCUCCCAACCUCCGACAAUGUUGUUCAAAAGCUGUGGUGUGCCUUCAUGAACGGCGCUACCGUGACCUCUGCGCUCGCAAAGAGACAGAUACUCAUGAUCAGGGAAGAUGACUUGGCGUCUUUCAUCACAUCGAACAACUAGCCCCUUGCGUCUUCCUUCGCUAUAACCGUUUCCUGUUUUUCUGCCCUCUAUUUGAUGGAGGUAUUGCUCGAGGAACCCUCCUCGCUUGGUUAUACCUCAUUCCACGGUUCGAAACCUAUCCUUCAUGCCCCUUAGUGUGGCACCCGAGAGAAAACGACAUCUUGCCCUUGGCUUUCCAAAUUCCAAUGAACCAGCCCACGCCACGCUCCGCAACAACAAUCCUCUGACCAGGAAAUCACUCGUGUGCGCAUGGCGUUUACAGGCGUUUACAAUCCUUCCAACGUGUGGUUAUCUCUCACAUGCAGAGCCGGCAGCGUUCACGGGUCGGCCCGACGUCGACCGCCACUAAACUUGACCUAGC
Messenger RNA from Canariomyces notabilis, 1582 nucleotides. RefSeq lists its product as uncharacterized. The transcript has 4 exons. NCBI's taxonomy places the organism in Eukaryota, Fungi, Ascomycota, Sordariomycetes, Sordariales, Chaetomiaceae. Bases 397 to 1221 code for a protein of 274 amino acids. The record is from RefSeq and is a predicted model, not a curated record.